Zasmidium cellare ATCC 36951 is the source of this 360-nucleotide messenger RNA. RefSeq lists its product as uncharacterized. The record is from RefSeq and is a predicted model, not a curated record. The transcript has 2 exons. The coding region runs from base 1 to 360 and encodes 119 amino acids. Lineage: Eukaryota; Fungi; Ascomycota; Dothideomycetes; Mycosphaerellales; Mycosphaerellaceae.
AUGUCGGCCUCAGCGCCCUCCUCCCUCCCUCCGUCGAACGGUAGCCCAGCUGUCAAGGCCGACAUGCCCUUCCAACUCGAGAUCAAAUUCGACACAGUCACGUCCAAGACGGAACCGAAGCAAUUUGUUCAGCUCCGUGCAUUAUCCACCGUUCGGGAGCUCGCCUUCGCAAUCGACUGCGAGCUCGACGUUGAGGCCCAUCGAAUUCGUCUAGUGACCAUGGGAAAGACAUUGUACAAUCAUGGGGCUAUCAACGGCCAUGUCAACGAAGACAGAACCCUCUGUUCGCUAGACAUCAUGGUCAAUCAUGUCAUCUGGGUCAAGCCAUGCGACUCAGACUUGAAGGUCGAAGUGCUGUAG